GUGUGUGAGAGAGGUCAACGACUUCCCCCCCGCCGGCGCUCAACGAAACUGAACGCAAACGGUUGCACAUGGUGGGAUCGUGCGGUGACGGAGCGGUGCGUACGUGAUCAAGGACACAGGCGGGCCCUCAUCUCGCACCUAUUGUUUCCCGCGGUGGCGAGUUUUCCGCGGAUACGACCCCGCUGCGACACGGUGUUUUUAGGAAAAAGCGCCCACUUUUGUUCCCGUUUUCCCUUCUUGGCUGACACGUGUUUCGUUAUUUUCCUGCACGGAAUAUUUCCUCUUUAAUAUUUACGUUGCAAUAUUACAAUUAGUUGUAUUCAUGUUUUUAAUUCUUGUUUUAUUUUUUUCUCUGACCUUCAAAUUUUAAUUUAUUUUGUUGUUUUCUUGUUUAUUCCCGUAGCGUUGUCGCUUUUCGCAGCUGUGUUCACGGUCAUUCUCCGCUUCUCCGCGAGAUGGUGUGUUGCUGUCUGUCGGCCAAGAUUGAGGACGGAUAAAGUGUGAAAAUGUGAAAUCGUAUCGCUCAUUCCGCCUCGUACUUCGUCCUUGCGGAAGGAUUUCGGGAAUGUGUGUGUUUAUGUGACUGGUUCGAAACUUCUCCCGGAUGUGUGUUGGUCAAAUGCUCCAGAGUUCAGUGCUGCCUCGUCUGGGAUAUUUAAUUUCCUAUGCGAAGAAUUCGACUUGAACACAUCUUAAAAAUGAAUUAUGACCCUUACAAGCAGCCCGUGUGACUUGGACACGAUGAGCCUGUUCCAAGACCUCAAGUUGAAGCGACGAAAGGUUGACUCCAGAUGUAGCAGUGACGGCGAGAGCGUGGCUGAAACCAGCACAUCGUCUCCCGACAUGGCGGGGCCCGUGUCCCCGUGCACCAAGAGCGUGAGGUCGUCGCCCAGCCCUGCGCACCGCGACAGGACGUCGCCGGACUCGAUGCUGGCGGAGGCGGCGGCCCGCAGGGAGGAGGAGGCGGCGGCGAGGGCGGCCACCCCCCACCAGCAGCCGCCCCACGAGGCGGCGGAGCAGAGGCUGCUGCUCAGCCCGCCGGCCGUCUUCUACGACCUGCCCUCCAGGUGCAAAGCGUCGCCGCCUCCCACGCCGCUGUGUGAGGCGAGGACGGCCGACGCACCGGCGGCGGAAGGAGAAGGCGGCGAAACGCGAGGCGUCGGCCCGCAGGUGAAGGAAGGCGGCAACAGCGUGUUCGACGGCGGUGGCGGCGGCGGCCCUGCGAGGCAGUGGCACGGCCACAUCAUGGUGGCCUCGCACCAGCAGCAGCAGCAGCUUCAGCUUCAGCAGCAGCAGCAGCAGAUACGGCAGCAGCAGCUACAGCAGCAGCAGCUGAGGCCGAACGUGGUGGUGAGCCGGCACGACGUGGCCAGCCCGGCGCCGCAGCACCGCCCCGGGGUCGUGGUCUCCAGCCCCUCCUCCAUGGUGCCGCCGCCCACCUUCUGGGUGCCGUCCCAGGCCAGCCCCGCCGCCGCCGCAGCCGCCGCCGCCGCCGCCGCCUGCCGCAUCAACGGCGUGCGGCCCGAGCUGAUCGGCGGGGGAGGCGUGCCCCUGUCGCACCACCACUACCAGUACCACCACCAGCAGCAGCACGGCGAGAUGAAGGCCCCCGCCGCGCCCUCGCCGGCGGUGGUGCGCACCACUCCCACCGUCAUCAUGGGCGAGGCGGGCGGCGUGCGCACCAUGAUCUGGUCGCACCCCGCCCCCGAGCAGCAGCAGCAGCAGCAGCAGCAGAUGGCGUCCACGUCCGCCGCUGCCUGGUCCACGUCCUCCUCGUCGACGUCGAGCGGCGAGGAGACGGCGGCGCAUCUGCUGCUGAGCCUGGGACAGGAGCAGCCGCCCCCGCUGCAGCGCCCCGCCCCCGCGCAGCCGCCCCUCAACAUGGAGCGGCUGUGGGCGGGCGAUCUGACGCAGCUGCCCGCGUCGCAGCAGGUCCACGCGCUCAACCUCACCGCCGCGGCGCCGUGGCAGCACCGCAACGGGGGCGGCGGCGCGGGGGCGGCAGAGGCGGCGGCCGUCGUGAAGCCGCCGCCCCCCGAGGAGCAGGAGGACGACGAGCAGCCCAUGAUCUGCAUGAUCUGCGAGGACAAGGCGACGGGCCUGCACUACGGCAUCAUCACGUGCGAGGGAUGUAAAGGUUUCUUCAAACGCACAGUUCAGAACAGGAGAGUGUACACGUGCGUCGCAGACGGCAACUGUGAGAUAACUAAAGCCCAACGAAAUAGAUGCCAGUACUGUCGCUUCAAGAAGUGCAUAGAGCAAGGCAUGGUACUUCAAGCUGUCAGAGAAGACAGGAUGCCAGGAGGGCGUAACUCCGGUGCCGUCUACAACCUAUACAAGGUGAAGUACAAGAAACACAAAAAGAGUCCAAAAAACGGGCAAGUGAAGGGCGGCUUGGAGAAGCACCCCCAGCACCAGUCGCCCUCUCAGCAGAAGGGUGCGGUGAUGAUGAUGGAGCACAACAUCCCCCCGCACAUCGUCAACGGGAUCAUCCUGAAGACUGCGCUCACCAACCCCAGCGAGGUGAUCCACUUGCGGCAGAGGCUAGACAACACCGUGAGCUCGUCGCGGGAUCGGACGUUCCCCAUCGACUCCACGUUGGGGAUGAUUCAAACGCUGAUCGAGUGUGACGAGUUCCAGGACAUAGCCACACUGCGGAAUCUGGACGAACUUCUUGACCAUAAGUCUGAUCUCUCGGAGAAGCUUUGCCAGAUCGGCGACUCCAUAGUUUACAAGCUGGUGCAGUGGACGAAACGACUGCCCUUCUACCUGGAACUUCCUGUCGAGGUCCACACGAGGCUGCUCACCCACAAGUGGCACGAGCUGCUGGUGCUGACGACGUCGGCGUACCAGGCCAUCCACGGCGCCCACAAGCUGGGCAGCACCGGCUCGGACGGCUCGGAGGCCGACUUCCCCCAGGAGGUUUCAAACAACCUAUGUACGCUGCAAACCUGCCUCACCUCGAUGAUGGGUCGGCCAAUCACGAUGGAUCAGCUACGACAGGACGUCGGUCUCAUGGUCGAGAAAAUCACUCACGUCACACUUAUGUUGAGGAGGAUGAAACUGAACAUGGAGGAGUACGUCUGUCUGAAGGUCAUCACCAUGCUGAACCAAGCUCGAGGGGCAUCCGUGGAGCUGGAAACCAUCCAGGAUCGCUACAUGACUUGUUUGCGAGGCUUUGUGGAGCACAACUUCCCGCAGCAGCCCACCCGUUUCCACGACUUGCUAGUCCGAUUACCUGAGGUCCAGUCCGCGGCCGCCCUGCUUCUGGAGAGCAAGAUGUUCUACGUUCCGUUCCUGCUGAACUCGGCCAUUCAGAGGUAGUACAGUGACUGCUCGGGUAGCGACUUCUACCGCGCCGGCGAGUGGACCGUGGCGGCUGCGUGCGGCACGGUGGUGUCGUGGCCUUGCGGCCGCAGAGCGGUCCAGGAGAGCGACUGCAGGGUUGCCACCUGUUGUGUUCACUGGUUUCACAGCAGCAGUGCAGUCGGUGAUCCGUUAGAGACUUCGUACUCCGAAUCUGAAAAGAGGAUACAGAAUGGUGGUUUUCUUUUUUUUCUCGUGUCAAGAGAGUUCAACAAGUCUGCAAAAACAAAUCCUUAUGAUAAGUAUUUUUUUUAUUAUUUUUUAAGUAUUUUCUACCGAAAAAAAUAUUGAAGAGUUACCAUUGCCUACUACACUAAGCUAGGGCAGUUCCAUGAAAUUGCGUGUAGAAAAAGUGACUUCAUAUAGUUCAUACAUAGCCAUCAUUUUUUCUGGUUGUAAUUCGUGAACAUUAUUUUGAAGAUUUACUUAAUGAUUUUCAUUAUUUUGGAAGAGUACUUUGUAUCUGUGCCUCCGAGACAAUUACAGUCUCUGUUGAUAUAUUAGUGUGUUACGGUUGGGCUGAACGAGAUGGGAUGGAAUGGAGCACAGUGUUCAAAUUCCUAUGAAGCUGUUACCAUGUAAUAUUUGCAACCAAAGUAUCCUUUUAACUGCCUUAAAUAAAAAAAAAUCAAGUUACCAGAAUAUGUGAUUUUUUCUUCCCAUUUAUUAAGUCAAAGCAUUUAAAAAUAACAGAAGUGUUUUUUUUUUAUUCUGCUUGAAUUGUUUUUACAUGUGACGAGCACAUCACAAAGAAGAUAUUGAAAAAUUUGCACCCCUUUGUUGGAAUAGAGCAGUGCGGUUGUGAAGUGUAGCUGCGUGUAUCGAAUGCUCGCUCACCGAAAUAAUUUUUCCAACUUAAUCACUUCAAUGAGUUACCAGUGUUGAAUACCACAUACGUGUUGGUUUUAAACAAUGUUCCUUUUUUGUUUAUGAGUAAUCAUUUUUAAUUUUUCAAGUGGCAUAUUUGUGUUUAAAACAAUGUUACCUAGUUUACAGACACAAAGCUAAGAGAAAUUCUUCCAAGUCAAGUAGCAGCAAGAAGAAAAAGUUUCAAGACAUUAAAAGUUAAAAAGGGAUGAACCCUUUGAUGCAUCGGUAUUAGAAUGUUUGUGAACAUGUUCAUGGUGAAGAAAAAAAAAAAGGAAGUACAAAGAAAAAAUAUUUUCUGAUGAGAUACAGAUAAAGUUCUGUUUUUGUCCAAAAAUAUUAAACUAAUGAUAAAUAUUUUUUUGUACAUUGUACAUUUUCAGUAUUGUGUAAACUAUCUUUUAGGGUUGUUUUUAUUUGCCUGAUGUUUUUACAUUAAUGAUUUUGAAUUGCAUUUCAUUAAAACACAUUAUAAAAGUUAAAUACCUGUUGAAUAAUGUUUCAAAACAGAAAAGUCAAUAUAGGUACUCCACAGAUUUUAUAAAAGUUUAGAUUUGGAAAAAAAUAAUAAUAGCAGAUUAUAGUAUGCUGAAGAGCAUUUUCUCAGUUGCUGGAUAAUUAAGCACUGCUUUGAGAGCACAUGUUGUAUUUAGAGUUUUAUAAGAAUUAUAGUGAUUGCUUGCCGGAACAAGCUGAUGGUGGAGCAUUUAAAAAAAAGUAAUGGUUAUGGUGCUAGGUUUCAUAAGAAAACAGUAAUCACUGCAUAAAGAAGUCCACAAAUGACUAUAAAAGUUUGAAAAUAACAAUUUUUGAAGGUAAAUUUAUAAAGUUAUCUGUAGCACAGUAUAAUUGUACAUUUUGCAAAAAAAAAUAAAUAAUUGAAAGAAAUAUUGUGGAGCUAUUAUUAGCUCACCAUGUUGCCUUGUGUUCUUAUUUAAAAAAAAAACAUAACAGUGUAAAACUGGAUGUGUUAGUUGUUCAAAACAAUGCAUAAAAUAUUUGCAAAGACUGCUGGCCUGUCUGUCUGUUAAGAGAAUGUCCGGCACAUUAAAACAUUGCGAGCAUCCCUCGAGCAACCAUGUUCUUCAAGUUUAAGAGCUAAACUAUUUCUUGAGUUAACUUUUUGUACAAGUGUUGUUUAUUCACAGUUAAGUGUUUGUGUGGAUAUAAAAUGCCAAUAUGGAAGUAAAUGAGGUAGAUAAGUAACACGCAGUACACCGAUUCAUUUGUUCGAAACAAAGAAACAUAAACGCAUAUUAUGAAUUUUACAAAUGAUUUGUAUUAUUUAAACAAUUGGAGAUAAAUUUUUUAAAUAAUCUACCAAAACAAUUAAAUUUUCCACAUGUAUAUACUGUUUACACUGUUCAUAAACAUAUUUAUUUAUGAAAAAAAUUUUUGACUGCAUCUAUCACAGUUUAAAACAGCACUCUUGCUUACUGAACCAAUAUUAGCACUUUAAACCAUGUAAGUAUUUAACUGUGUGUGUGUUUCUUUGAAGUUAAUAUUGCAUAUUUUAAAGUAUUUUAUGGCUGUGAAUCUAAUGUUAAUUUGAAUCUUCAAAAGUAUCAUUAACAUUACGCAUGUACUUUUCAAGAUUUUCUGUGUAAAUUAAGAAUAAACUUUUAUAUGAUUCUGCUCAAUAAUAAAUAUAUUGUGUGGUUGAAAAGAGUAUAAAUUAUAUUGUGUCGAUAAAUUUAUCCUUGCUGUUGUAAAUUUUUAUAUUUUCUUAAAUGAAUGAGCAUAAUUACAGCACUGGACAUUAUCAACUCUCAUAUCUCAACUAAAAGUCAAGAGAGCUUCUUGCUUAGUAUUUGGAAAGUUUUCUGCGAAUUAACCACUGGCAACAUACAGUGUGUUUGUUCAUAUCUUUCGACGCAGAUGAUAUUGAUAAGUGAAGCAUAAAUUAAUAAAUCUUCCAUCUUUUGACCACCAAACUACUGUAUACAAUUAAUUUAUAUUUAGCAUUAAAAUAAAAUUAGGUUAAACAUACCUUAUGCAAGCACUAAGAUAAUUUUUAUUCAGAAUUUAUUGUAUGCAAGCCAAGAUUAUUAUAUACUGAAAAUACUUUCUCCUAAUUUAUUAGGCAAUCGAUCAAACCUUUACAGUUGUCAAUUAUGAUCACUGCUAUGAAAACAUGAUGCUCUGUUGACGAUCAACAAAAUAAUGAAUAACUUAGAAACAAGUUGUUAAUGUCCAGUGACAGUUUGCCCUUCUAACUCUGUGUGUUUUUGUGUAAUAUGUAUCUGUCUCUGUAUGUGACAAUGCUGAUCAAUGCAACUGUAUUUAAAUAUUAAUUGAAAUAUUGCACUGCAUAUGUUGACUAUUUGUCUAAUUUUACUGAAAUAUUUUUUACUAAUACCUGCUUGAUGUGUGUGAAAAAUUUCCUGAUAUUUUACGAGUUGAAGAUUCUUAUGAAAGGAUUGUAGGGUUGUACAUAUGUAAGUAACAAAAAUGCUUUAUUUUUUGACUGUAUGCUGUAAUAUAAUGUUUGGUAUUGUCAAUAUGUAUAUAUUAUAUAUAUUAUGUAUAUUAACGGAAUAGAAAUGUUGUUUGUGGUAGGAUGAAGUACAUGGUUGCCCGAGAAAGAUGACAAUGCUACGAGAUGAAAUAUUUCCGGUACAUCUUAAGUGAGACUAUGUAUAGAAUACUGCCUGCCUUUUUUGGUUGUUAAGUUUUUAAUGUGUUUUUUUGUGUUAGAACUGCAGCCUGCUGAAUCUGCUGAUGACAAUCAUGCAGGUGGACCCAGCAGACUGCAGUUAGGGGUCUGAAGUAUAUCCUAGUGUAGUGAUGAACAGCAUAAUAAACUUCUUGUAAAGUCUACACACACUAUACCUUAUUUUUUGUACAAAAAUAAAAUAUCCUUACUUCCUCAAGUAAAGUUCGAACAGGUCUACUUUUUAAAGAACAUUGGCACACACUUUGGCUCUCGGCAAUCUUGUGUCUAAGAUCGCCUGAACUACUUCAGGUAAACAAGUUGAACUUUAGUGUGUGGUUACACAGUCAAAACAUGAUUUGUCAGAGGCCAUUUCUCAUUUAACCUGAACAGGUUGGCAAAGCAGUUCUCAACAAUCUCUUCUACAUAAGCCACUGAUUGACUGUUGAGUGUGUAGAGCUUAUAAUGAAACAUAGAGAAUGUCCCUGGCACUAAGUUGUGUAAUAUUUUACCAACUGCAACAUUUUCUGUGUUUGCAAAUGAUUUUUUGUUUAGAAUCCUUUUUUCGUCAGUUUCGUCGUUUUGUAUCGUAAAAUGACCAAUCAAAUAAAAACAAUGCUGAUUAAUUUUAAACAUAUGCUAGCAUUAACAUACAACAAAUUGGAAAAAGCCAAAUUUUUCUAGUUACAAAAUAAAUAGGAUCCACAACACAUUCAAUCAAUGAAGUAGUUCGGAGUUGACCGCACUUUAUACGAACUGCAGUGUAACUUUCGCAUUUGUAAACAUGUUUACCUGAAGUAGUUCGGCAUUUCAUGUGUAACAGUGCCCUAAACAGCAGCAGAGGACACUGGCAACAUAAGUAAAGAAGGUUGUAAUUUUAACUUUCUUUCUUUUAUAAGUUCAGUGUUAAAAUAAAAAAAACUAACAUUAUAAAAUACAUUUCAUAACUAGUACUUUUUUCUACAUUGUGUUGAAUCCAGCAACAUUCGUUUGUUGUCACCUCUCUACUUGUAAUGCCAAUACAUAUAGGCAAGCAUUUUUCGCGAAAAAAAUCUGAACGACAAUUACACUGCAACAAGCUAUACCCGUACCAGCAGUUUCUUCCUUGUGAUUGAUUGGCGGCCACCUGCAAGAAACUCCAUUGCCUUGUUUAACUCGGCCACUCAGGAUGCGUAUGCUUCUGCACUGAAUUACUGUGAUUGGUGUUGUAAUGGUAGACAUGUCCCUGAAAGAAACUCACCAAAUCGCGAAGGGCAGAACAAAAAUAAAAAGAAAAUGCAUGCCCCUACUAAUACAAUGUUUUAAGUUCUAUAAUAUGUUAAAGUAAAUUUUCUUCAGGUUUUUUCUAUUACUUUUAACAUAGCAUAUAAUUGGAUAUCCUGCC
This is a messenger RNA of Bacillus rossius redtenbacheri, 8270 nucleotides long. RefSeq names its product hormone receptor 4 (gene Hr4). NCBI's taxonomy places the organism in Eukaryota, Metazoa, Arthropoda, Insecta, Phasmatodea, Bacillidae. Gene Ontology annotation, cellular component: chromatin. Gene Ontology annotation, biological process: regulation of DNA-templated transcription. Gene Ontology annotation, molecular function: sequence-specific DNA binding; zinc ion binding; nuclear receptor activity. The coding region runs from base 706 to 3324 and encodes 872 amino acids. The transcript is spliced from 14 exons. The record is from RefSeq and is a predicted model, not a curated record.